UCUGUCUGACAGAUCCCGGCCAUGUUCGCGGUUUGGGUGGUGCUGUGUCAGCUGCAUGUGACGGUGCUCGCCUUUCCUCACUGCCCUGGGAGAUUAAAUCACUUGAAGCAGCCGGAAUGGAGAGACGUGUUCACAUCUGCAAGGGAGGCCAAUUUAUUCAUUGGACGACAUCUUCUGAACAACAGAUUUGAUUUUGAAGCAUUCACAGCUGACAACCUGGAAAGGGAAUGCUAUGAAGAAGUCUGCAAUUACGAAGAAGCAAGAGAAAUUUUUGAAGACCCUGAUAAAACGAUGGAUUUUUGGAAAGACUAUUCAACUAAAGGACCUAAAAUAAAAAUAGGUGAUGAGGCACUACAGAAGAUCAAUGUCACAGGACUGCUCAUCAGCCUGGUUGCUGCUGGAGUACUGUUGGUUAUAAUUGUUCUGAUUAUCUUCUACUGCUGCAAGAGCAGAUGCAAAUCAAGGCAACCACCAGGGUACUUGGGUUACGUGAGGAGCAGGAGACGGAAUUCAGCCAACAUCUUCAGGAGGCACGAGGAGUUCUCCUUAAACCCCGUUCCCGUCGGCGCUGACGAGUCAGGGCUGCCCACCUACGAGCAGGCAGUGACCUCUGAUGCUGUGCCCCCACCCCCGUACCCUGGGCCCCCCAGGCAUCCCCGGUUCUUCCAAAAGUCCAUGUCCCUCCCCGGCCCCUAG
Onychostruthus taczanowskii (white-rumped snowfinch) is the source of this 696-nucleotide messenger RNA. RefSeq names its product proline rich and Gla domain 4 (gene PRRG4). The record is from RefSeq and is a predicted model, not a curated record. Gene Ontology annotation, molecular function: calcium ion binding. The transcript has 5 exons. NCBI's taxonomy places the organism in Eukaryota, Metazoa, Chordata, Aves, Passeriformes, Passeridae. Gene Ontology annotation, cellular component: extracellular region. The coding region runs from base 22 to 696 and encodes 224 amino acids.